This is a messenger RNA of Aspergillus terreus NIH2624, 813 nucleotides long. It is a transcript of the gene rrg9, whose product is annotated as mitochondrial ribosome assembly protein RRG9. Gene Ontology annotation, cellular component: nucleus. The transcript has a single exon. The record is from RefSeq and is a predicted model, not a curated record. Bases 1 to 813 code for a protein of 270 amino acids. Lineage: Eukaryota; Fungi; Ascomycota; Eurotiomycetes; Eurotiales; Aspergillaceae.
AUGGUCGCCUUUUGUGCCCACUCGGCAACCCUCGGUUUGCCUACCGUCCUUGAAAACGUCUUCCGCGCCCAAUUCGCAUCUGAACUUCCCUCCUUUGCCAGACAUCGAACAGCCAUCAUUUCUCGCAGACCCGCCUAUUCACGGCAGUUUCGCUCCCUUUCCCACAAUGGAUUCUCCCUUUCGCAAUCGAUAUCUUCCUCAUCGUCCCAAUCGCCAGCGACCUCUCAAUCGCAGUCGAAAGGGAACGCUCAUCAGAGUGAAGUGUCUAUAGAGGACCUCACAGAUAAUGUUACUACCUCAAACUCGACGUCCACACCGAAAGAUACACCACAUACCCCACCUAAAGCCUCAAAAACACAGAAAAAUUCAACUGGAGCGACAGAAAAGAAUUCUCGCGCAGACAACGGACUAAAGGCCACCGGCCCCAAGCCAAAGCGAAAGAAGGAAGGAUGGCAGAUUCAGAAAGAUGCCCUAAAGCAGAAGUUCCGCGAAGGCUGGAAUCCGCCCAAGAAGCUCUCACCUGACGCUUUGGAAGGUAUCCGUCACCUGAAUGCCGUCGCGCCCGACCGUUUCACCACCCCAGUCUUGGCCGAGCAGUUCCGUGUGUCACCAGAAGCCAUCCGUCGGAUCUUGAAGAGUAAAUGGAGAGCUUCCGAAGAAGAGCUAGAGGAUCGCCGCAAGCGAUGGGAGAGGCGACAUGAUCGAAUUUGGGGACAUCUGUCUGAACUUGGUCUGCGACCCAAAACCAAACGGACGGAACCCUUUGCUGAUACCAAUGUACUAUAUGAUGACCGUCGGAAAGGUAGCAGGUGA